GAAACGUGAACAAAACCUGGAGAAAGCCGCGGGCUCGUCCCAGUCAGUUACAGCUAGUUGAGUGAGGUUAGGUUAACCAUGCGGCCGACUCCUGAUAUUUUGGCCGCCCUCUGCGAGCAACAAGUCCAGUGCUUCUGUGAUUUCAUCGACUGCCACCAUCAAACAGUCUCCCCUCAGAUCAGAGAACAAUGCAAGGAUCUGAUCCUGUCCGACGAGACACUACACCAGGUGAGGGACAAGAUGUUGGAUGCUAUCAAGCUUGGACUGGCCAAGAGCACCAACAAGGAUGCUAGCGUAAAGUGCUUCACCACCUUUGUGCAAGAUUUGCCCAAUGGAAAAGAACGUGGCAAGUUCCUGGCACUUGAUCUUGGAGGAGGUACCAAUUUCCGAGUGUUAGUGAUCUACCUGGAUGAAAAUCACUUUGACAUGCAGUCCAAAAUCUAUGCAGUUCCUGAAAAUAUUAUGACUGGAUCUGGUGCUCAGCUAUUUGACCACAUAGCCGAGUGUCUGGCCAACUUCAUGUCAGAGAAUGACAUGUACAAUGAGAAACUUCCCCUGGGCUUUACCUUCAGCUUUCCUCUGCAACAAGUCGGGUUGACCAAGGGUAUCCUCAAAACUUGGACCAAGGGGUUCUCCUGCAGCGGUGUUGUGGGGCAAGAUGUGGUCAGGAUGCUGGAGGAUGCCAUCAGACGUAGAGGGGAUAUUGAGAUAGAAGUUUGUGGUAUCCUGAAUGACACAACUGGAACUCUGAUGUCCUGUGCAUGGAAAAAUCGAAACUGUCAUGUUGGAGUAAUUGUCGGCACAGGUUGUAAUGCCUGCUACACUGAGAGAGUGGAGAAUGUGGAGAUGUUUGAUGGUGACAGGAGCAAACCUCUCAUGAUCAUCAACCUAGAAUGGGCAGCCUUUGGUGACCAUGGCGAGUUGGACUUCAUCAUGACAGAGUAUGACAAAGAAGUUGACCGUAACUCCAUCAACCCUGGCAAGCAAGUGUUUGAGAAGAUGAUCUCCGGAAUGUACAUGGGUGAAAUUGUGCGACAAAUUCUCAUCAAGUUCACUAAGGAGAAGCUGUUGUUCGAUGGCAAGGGAUCUGCCCCUCUGUCCACCAUUUGGCGGUUCAAGAGUAAAUAUGUGUCUGAAAUUGAAAGUGAGAAGGCAGGUAUUCACACGGCCUGUCGCACCGUACUGAAGAAACUGGAGUUGGAUCAUGCUACUGAGCAGGACUGUAUCAAUGUCCGAUACGUGUGUGAGUGCGUGUCCAGACGUGCAGCCUAUCUGGUGUCGGCAGGUACUGCCACACUAAUCAACAAGAUGAGGAUCCCCUCAGUGACUGUGGGCGUUGACGGCAGUGUCUACCGCUUCCACCCGUUCUUCCAUGACCUCAUGAUGGAGAAGAUCGCCCAACUGAUCGACAAAGAUCUUAAGUGUACCCUGAUGUUGUCAGAGGAUGGUAGUGGCAGAGGGGCUGCAUUAGUUGCUGCUGUCGCCGUCCGUUGUCGCAGAGAAGCUGCUUAGAAUUUGACCUGAUGUUGUCAGAAGAUGGAAGUGGCCGGGGCGCUGCGCUUGUCGCUGCCGUUGCGUGUCGCUCUCGGUGAGGACCCUCACACAACUCAAGUCACGUAGAGCGCUCGUGCGCUGUUGUUAUGUCUCAUUAUGAGGCACCUUGGCCCAUUUCAUUUUGAUAGUACUUAAUAUUUAUAUAAUUUUGUGUGAUAAUUGUGUUAAUAUGUCGCUGUUGAGCGUCUAAAAAGAUUUUAUACAUUAUGUUUUCUGCGGUGAAAAACUUAUUUGGUUCAGUUUUGAAAAGCAAAAUUGAAUCAAAUCACUUCUAGCACAUUUAUGUAAUGAAGCUUUAAACGUGAUUUCAUUUCACUUUAAAUGGAACUAUCAGAUUUAGUUUUUGAAGUACUUGUACUUAUAGCUUUCUUUAAAACAUUAGUUUUGAACUACUCUUGUUAACUAUUAGCUUUGAAAGUGACUAAAUAAUUCACAAAAAUAUUUUCUGUUGUUGUUUCCUAUUCUAUAUUAUGCUUUAGAUUUAUGGAAUUCAGGAAUAAAUACCAAGAAGACAAUACAUGAUUACAGCAGCCUGUGAGAUGAUAGCAUAACCUAACCUAGACCAUUAUUUGUAUUGUUCAGCAGUACAAACCACAUUGUGUGUGGGCUUGCUACUCCAUGUACUCUUCUACUGCCAAUUUUUACUUCUAAUUUAUCUCUAUACAUUCCAAAUUUCUUUAGCCAUACACGUUUUGUUUCAUUUAUAGUAAAUGAUACAAUAUUUCAUCCCACAGCAAUAAAACCAAUAUCAAAGUCUUUCUCGUAGAGUUGCAUUAAUACAUGUGCUACUCAUUUUCUCUUUAUUUUUAUAAAUUCUUGAUGCGUGUAUGAAUAGUAAAAUUUAUAUUUUAAAGUAAUUUUUCAGUUAUGGAAACAACUGGUGCAAUUGGUGUAAAAAGAAAGGUACAGUACGAAAAAGAAACAAGCCUCCCCAACCUCCCCAACAGACAUAAAUUUGGUCACCACACCUUGUGCUUUUAUGUAUUUUUUUAGAAAUAAAACCCUUACUAGUUUUAGAAUUUUGAUAUUGUAAGCUAUUUUCCUACGGCUAGUGUGAUCGUUAUAUUUAUAGAUGAUAACUUUAAAAAUAUUGUACAGUAUUUGAAAUUAUUGUUGAUUAAUCAGAUAUUUUGUUAUAAAAAUAGUUGUUGCCAUUAGUAAGAACAGUUUCACUUUUAAAAAGUGAAGAAGUGGUAAAGUAUUAAAAAGAAAAGUAAA
Molecule: messenger RNA, 2772 nt
Organism: Homalodisca vitripennis (glassy-winged sharpshooter)
Lineage: Eukaryota; Metazoa; Arthropoda; Insecta; Hemiptera; Cicadellidae
Gene: Hex-A
Product: hexokinase type 2
Exons: 10
Coding region: 79-1512 (477 amino acids)
Biological process (GO): intracellular glucose homeostasis; glycolytic process; glucose 6-phosphate metabolic process
Cellular component (GO): mitochondrion; cytosol
Molecular function (GO): D-glucose binding; ATP binding; glucokinase activity
Source: RefSeq, a predicted model, not a curated record